Endocarpon pusillum Z07020 is the source of this 3051-nucleotide messenger RNA. RefSeq lists its product as uncharacterized. Gene Ontology annotation, molecular function: S-adenosylmethionine-dependent methyltransferase activity. Lineage: Eukaryota; Fungi; Ascomycota; Eurotiomycetes; Verrucariales; Verrucariaceae. The record is from RefSeq and is a predicted model, not a curated record. The transcript has a single exon. The coding region runs from base 1 to 3051 and encodes 1016 amino acids.
AUGGACUACUUGCUGCCGGCAGCAACAUAUCAGUCUCCUUCUCGGCCGGUCCGAGGUACAAUACUUAAUACCAUAAUAGAAGAGAAACAUGAGGGGAGCUUGGGCCAUUCAAGCAAUGAAAGCGGCACAGACACAGACGAGGGAACUGUUGUAUACAACCCGAUCAAUCUUCACGCAAAGCUGGCCACGAGCAUAUCAACAGGCAAAGACGCAGCAAUCCCUCCAUUGCCGCUUUCAGACAUCUCCUCACUGGCAUCUCAGGAGUAUGGACGACAGCCAACACCGAAGAGUUUCGACGAGCUCUACGACGUCAGUGACAACGAAACCGAAUUCUCUGACUCUUCUUCAUCGUUGAAAGAUUCCGUGUCGAGUCGCCCAACAAGCUUUGCCACAGAGUCAACGCGAAACAGUAUUGCGAGCUCUCGAUCCGGCAGUAAACACCGAUAUCCUACGAUCAUGAUACCGCCUAGCAACAUAUGGCCUUCUCUUACAGGACCAGGUAAAGGAUCUCCAGCAGUUCCUCCUACCCCACCGUCAAAGAUUCCAGUCUCACCAGCCGCGCUAUCUCUGCUCCCAAGAUUUGUACCCGCCAUUAACGCGCCACCGUCACUUGAUGGUAGCAGCAUGACGUCAGAACAAGUCUCUUGCAUCAGUGCCCCGGUUACCCCAGACAUGCAAACUCUGAAAGAAGGCGUGAACUGGGACGCACCACAUGCAGUCCGCCUGAGACGUGAUGUAGACUUGGCUCGGGAUGACACGGAAAGUGAAUCAAUGUCAGCAAAUGGUGAGAUAGUCAUUGAGCAGCCCAUUGACUGGGAUGAAAUUGGAGAUUUCCCACGCAUUCCAGGUGCCACACCGCAGGAAAUGUCACCAGUUAUGCCAGAUCUGCAUGGAUUGGGCGUUUUGCGUUCAGGUUCGCCGUCAGAUCGCGGCGUGUUAUUACCGUCGGACGCUUUGCGAACACUUCAGUGUCUGGCUCCCGAGGGUAGUUCUGACGUAUACUCAGAAUCAUCAAGUGACGACCAAAGAGAAAUGCGUGAGUACGCGGACCCAGUCAGCCGUCCACGAAGCAUGGAUGGAGCUACCCCCGCUUCUAACCUCUCGGACUACAGCUUCUCUCAACUCAGCAUUCCAUCGCCCGGUGGCUUCUUCUCUUCACUGAAGACCGGAAUUCGUCAGACCUGGUUUCCUGGUACAAGCAAACAGUUGAAUCCGCCGUCAUCUACUACUGCUGAAAACUUUUACAAUGUGCCGUGGCAGCCGCCACAAAAUAUUGUGGAACAAGUGGUUGAGAUUGAGGAAGCAAAUACCGAGGGGCCUCCGACUGCGCGACAACACUUCAUGGAGACCCCAUCAACAGCCCGACUUGUCACCAAAGACAAUCCUUGUUCUCCGGCGACUGCUGCUGAGCAGUCAGAAAGCAUACCGAACAGUGUUAAGACAGUCAAAGAGAACCUGAGAUCACCACAGUUACGCUACGAAUACGAAGAAGCCUACGAGAGCGAGCUGUUACACGGCGCUGCUGCUCACCUGGAUCGAACAAGUACAUGGUUAGCAGCUCAAAUCUCCUACCUCUCAGCACUUUGUGAAACCAACCCUGCAAACAAUGUAAGCGGAUCGGCUUGCUCUAAGCUGGAGCACAUGCACGAGAUGAAUGACUCUGCCGAUUCACCAAUCAGGAAGGUGGUCCGAUUUCUGGAGGCGACCACCCCGACCAGAGACGACGUCGCAGCACAGAUUGGUCAGCACGAGGAGCAUGCUUACUAUCAUGCCUUUCAACACUUGACGCGCCACAGCAAGCGUCGGGAUGGAUUUAUCCAUGCUACUCCUCGCUUCGAUGCUGUCCAAGCCAACCGUACCGCUUUAAUGAGUGAACAUAUUGAUCGGUUGCGUGGCAGAUAUGAAGUUCGCGAACCAACUAGACCCAAAUACUGCGGUCCAUUCUCGCAAAAUCCGCGGGCAACAGGUGUCCUUGAUUACACACCUGCACAGAUGGCGUUCUUGAUGGUCGAAAGGGAAAAAGGCGUGCUUGAUCAAACCUCCCCAGCUUACUGGACAACGGAGGCACUCAAAUACUUGAACGGCGGCAAUUUACUUCUCAGCAACGCUGCCAGAAGACUUGCUCAGGCCGAACUCCCCGUUGACGGUCGAAAAGGUGUUGGUAAAAGGGGCACCCGAGUUCUGGACCUUGGCGGCAAGCCGUCUUGUGACUGGGCCUGGCACUGCGCACGACAAUUCCCCAACGUCAAGACGUACACCGUCGUUACUGAAUCUGCUGCAACAAAUCUAAAUAUCACGGGUCCAGCCAAUCACCGCUUGGUCAUCACUCCUCAGCUAUGGAAGCUCCCCUUCGGUGACAAUCACUUUGAUCUUAUUUCGGCGCGGUCGCUUCACGCCAUGCUCAAGCACGAACCAGUGCCUGGCCAGAGCCACAUAGAUGAGUACGACCUAUGUUUGAGAGAAUGCUAUCGAGUCCUCAAGCCAGGAGGAUACCUCGAGUUCAUGUUGAUGGAUGCUGACAUAGCUCAUGCCGGCCCACUUGCCAACGCUAUGUCAGUUGAAUUUCGGUUCAAGUUGAAGACUCGUGGAUAUGAUCCCUUGCCCACCAAGUCUUUCCUUGGACGGUUGCGGAAGACCAAAUUUGUCGACGUCAAGCGUGCAUGGAUGUUCCUGCCGGCUGGCGCACCAACUCCAAACCCAUUGGCGCCACGUGAAACUCCACUACCGAUUCCACCUUCAGUAGGCGGAGCAGAGGCUGUGCAUGGUGCUGUUGGAAGCACUGCUGAUGUGGCUAAUGUCACUGGAUUGCUCGGAGCAUGGAUGUGGGAGCAGUGGAUGCUGAAGCUGCAAACAGAGAUGGGGACGGAAAAGGAGAAACUUUUGAAAGGCGUGGCAGGUGUUAUUGAGGAGUCGAAGAAUUGUGAAGCCGGAUGGAGAUGCUUGAGUGGCUGGGCGAGGAAGCCUAAGCAAAAGACCAAGCAGAAGGCCAAGGUAGGGAAGAGAGCUCGAGCCCCGACGACCGAGACGAUUCAUAUCAGGAUCGAAGAAUAA